Messenger RNA from Rhizopus microsporus ATCC 52813, 3427 nucleotides. Its product is annotated as putative 116 kDa U5 small nuclear ribonucleoprotein component. NCBI's taxonomy places the organism in Eukaryota, Fungi, Mucoromycota, Mucoromycetes, Mucorales, Rhizopodaceae. Gene Ontology annotation, cellular component: cytosol; U2-type catalytic step 2 spliceosome; U4/U6 x U5 tri-snRNP complex. Gene Ontology annotation, biological process: mRNA splicing, via spliceosome. Gene Ontology annotation, molecular function: GTP binding; GTPase activity; U5 snRNA binding. The coding region runs from base 272 to 3205 and encodes 977 amino acids. The transcript is spliced from 8 exons. The record is from RefSeq and is a predicted model, not a curated record.
CUCCUUAUUAUAAAUUAUUACAUCUUCUCCUUUACUUUGCUCCACUCUCUUUUAUUCAUUUGGGCCCUUUUUUCUUUGUUUCCUGCGCCUACGUUUAUGUUGAAGCGGAGUAUCUGAUAAAUAGUCACAAAUGACGUGUGCCAUAAGCUUGACUUCAUACACACCAGCACACCAACGCACCAACGCACAUCACACAUUUUUUUAAAUCAUAAAAAAUUGAUUUUUUUUUUUUCCUGCUUUGGAAUAUAUUUCAAUAGUAACGCGAUCAAAGAUGGAUGACUCACUUUAUGACGAAUUUGGUAACUAUCUUGGCCCAGAUCUUGAGGAAGAAGAAGACGAGGAUGUAGAACUUGAACAAGUAGAAGAAGAAGAAGAAGAAGAACAGCCACAGCAAGCUGCAUUUGAACAAGAUCAUGUAGAAGAAUCUGCCUUGAUGCAAAUUGAUGACAUUCCUCCUAAUCAAAUAGUUUUACACGAAGACAAAAAAUAUUACCCUUCAGCUGAAGAAGUCUAUGGACAAGAGGUUGAAACAUUAGUUCAAGAAGAAGAUACACAGCCUUUGACUGAACCUAUUGUUGCUCCCAUCAAAGUUCGAAAAUUCAACGUAUUCGAAACUGACUUACCGGAGACUCGUUAUAGUAAAGAGUUCAUGGCUGAUUUGAUGAAUCAUCCUGAUUUGAUCAGAAACAUUGCUAUUGUCGGUCAUCUUCAUCACGGAAAGACAUCGUUUGUAGACAUGCUUAUUUCUGAAACACACGACAUGCCAAUUAAUGUUGAGCAGCCAGAGCGUUAUACAGAUACGCAUAUCUUAGAACGAGAACGUGGUGUUUCUAUCAAGAGUAUGCCCAUGUCGCUUGUUUUACAGGACUUGAAAGAUAAAUCCUAUCUGGUGAACAUGCUGGAUACACCUGGUCAUACUAACUUCAUUGAUGAAGUUGUUGCAGCCACCCGGUUAGCUGAUGGUGUUGUCAUUGUAGUUGAUAUCGUAGAAGGCGUCAUGGUCAAUACGGAACAAGUGAUCAAGCACUGUGUGCGUGAAGGUUUGGCUAUGACGCUCGUUAUCAAUAAGAUGGACAGAUUAAUACUCGAAUUGAAGUUGCCGCCUGCUGAUGCUUAUUUCAAGGUACGACAUGCCAUUGAAGAAGUUAACACGGUGAUUCGAUCUACACCAGGUGGUGAAAACAUUCGUCUCUCUCCUGAAUUAGGUAACGUUUGCUUUGCUUCCACUCAAGUUGGUUGGAUAUUUUCACUUAAAUCAUUCGCAAGACUCUAUGCUGAAUCAUAUGAGGCUGACUUUGAUGAAGACUCAUUUGCCAAGAGACUUUGGGGAGACAUCUACUUUAACCCUGAAUCAGGUUCCUUCCACCGCAAGUCAAACAAUGGUCAAUUCAAACGUACAUUUAUCCACUUUAUCUUGGAGCCUUUAUACAAGUUGUACGCUCAGGUGAUUGGUGAAGAGGGCGAUAAUUUGAAAAAGACGCUUCAUUCACUUGGUAUCUACUUGAAGCAAAAGGACUAUCAAAUGGACGUCAAGCCUUUACUCCGUCUUGUACUCACUCGAUUCUUUGGUUCUACCAAUGCAUUUGUAAACAUGAUUGUUAAGCAUCUUCCUUCUCCUGCUGAAAACGCAGCCCACAAGAUUGAGCGCAUCUAUACCGGGCCUAUGGACAGCCAAGUGGUAGAAUCGAUGAAGAAGUGUGAUGCUGAUGGCCCCUUGAUGAUUCAUGUGACUAAACUCUUUAAUAACGAAGAAAGCACCGGCUUCCAAGCAUUCGGUCGAGUAUUUAGCGGAAGCGUCAAGGCUGGACAGAUCGUACGUGUGCUUGGUGAGAGCUAUACGGUGGAUGACGAAGAAGACAUGGUCAUGCAGAAAGUAGAGCAUACCUGGAUUUACGAGUCGCGUUACCGAGUCGAGGUUGAGGGUGUGCCUGCGGGUGGAUGGGUGCUCUUGGGCGGCGUAGACAACUCCAUCAUGAAGACGGCCACGAUCGUUGAUCAAAAAUCAAAGGAGGAUGCAUACAUCUUUAAGCCACUGCGUUUCCCUACGGCUGCUACACUCAAGGUAGCUAUCGAGCCUGUCAAUCCAUCUGAAUUACCCAAGAUGCUGGAUGGUCUUCGAAAGGUUAACAAGAGUUAUCCCAUCGUGACGACCAAAGUAGAAGAAUCCGGUGAGCAUAUUGUAUUGGGUACAGGUGAACUCUAUUUAGAUUGCGUCUUGCAUGAUCUUCGUCGAAUGUAUGCCGAGAUCGAAUUAAAGGUGUCUGAUCCUGUUGUACGAUUCUGUGAAACUGUUGUAGAAACGUCUGCAUUAAAAUGCUUUGCGGAAACGCCGAAUAAGAAGAACAAACUUACAUUCAUUGCCGAACCCCUCGAAAAGGGACUUGCAGAAGAGAUUGAAAAUGGAGAAGUCAGCAUCCGUUGGCCACAAAGUAAACUCGGACGAUACUUGGAAUCAAAGCAUGGUUAUGAUGUACUUGCUUCAAGAUCAGUUUGGGCUUUUGGCCCUGAUGAUAUGGGUCCUAAUAUGUUGAUGGAUGAUACUUUAUCUUCAGAAGUAGAUAAGAAAUUACUUUAUUCAGUUAAAGAUUCGAUCCGACAAGGAUUCCAAUGGGGCACAAGAGAAGGCCCCCUUUGUGAUGAGCCUAUCCGUAAUGUUAAAUUCAAGAUAUUAGAUGCAGUAUUAGCCAACGAACCUAUUUAUAGAGGAGGAGGGCAGAUCAUUCCUACAGCACGUCGUGUUUGUUACUCUUCUUUUUUGACUGCUACUCCUCGACUUAUGGAACCUGUAUAUUUUGUUGAAAUUCAAGCACCAGCAGACUGUGUAUCUGCAGUGUAUACAGUUUUACAGCGAAGACGAGGCCAUGUCACAAAGGACAUUCCUAAACCGGGAUCACCUUUAUACACAGUGCAGGCAUAUAUUCCAGUCAUUGAUUCAUGUGGUUUUGAAACUGAUUUGAGAACACAUACAGAAGGACAAGCAUUUUGUCAACAAAUCUUUGAUCAUUGGCAAAUCGUUCCUGGUGAUCCAUUAGACACAAACAUUGUCCUCAAACCUUUAGAACCCAGUCCUGCAUCACAUUUAGCUAGAGAUUUCAUGGUCAAGACAAGAAGAAGAAAGGGUCUUUCAGAGGAUGUGAGCAUAAACAAGUACUUUGAUGAUCCAAUGUUAUUAGCAUUAGCUAAUACGGAUGUACUAUCCAUCUAAAUUUGUCAAAGAAUAAAAAAAAAAAAAGUAUGUUUGAUUGACCUUCAAACCUGUUGAUAUUCGGAUAUAAUUUUCUUCCAGCAAAGGGGAUCGAAAAAAAAAGAAACUUUAUGGCUUAAAAUAACAGAUGCAUCGUCUUUAUGGUGUUGUAUAAAAAUAAACAUGCACGAUUGUACGCUACUGCAUGCAAACAAAACAAAGUUUGUUUUUUUUUUUUUUUUU